Molecule: messenger RNA, 3851 nt
Organism: Notechis scutatus (mainland tiger snake)
Lineage: Eukaryota; Metazoa; Chordata; Lepidosauria; Squamata; Elapidae
Gene: ANKRD1
Product: ankyrin repeat domain 1
Biological process (GO): regulation of transcription by RNA polymerase II
Cellular component (GO): nucleus
Molecular function (GO): RNA polymerase II-specific DNA-binding transcription factor binding
Source: RefSeq, a predicted model, not a curated record
UUGGAUUCCCAGGUUGGAAGAUUAUCUCACGCAGAAGUUGUUUUUGCAAAGAUAUAUAAACUAACAGAGCUUGGCAUGUCUCAGUCAAGUUGCCUUGGACGGUAAAGGCAUCUUUCUUGAGAGGAAUACUCCACUGUACCAUCUGCUUUUGAUCAACCAACAGCCAUGAUGAUGAUGCUACUGGUAGAAGAUCUGAUGACAGGCAAAAAGACAGAAGGUAGAGAAACAGGGGAUUUCCUUCCGGAGGACUUCAAAGAUGGAGAAUAUGAAGCUACAGUAAGAUUAGAGAAACAAGAAGACCUGAAGACGGUCAUUGAUCCCUCAGUAACACAGCGCACUCUGACUUACCAAGAAGAGAAGGAGCUGCAAGCUGAGCUCAAGAAAAAGAAACUAGAGGCAAGAACAAAGCUUGACAAUUUGGAAGACCUUGAAAAAAUCAUCACUCUUAAGAAAAGGAAAAAAGUGAAGAAGGUCAAGGCUCCAGUGGAGAAGGAGCCCAAGCAGGAAGUUAUAACAGGACCUGUGGAUGUUCCCACGUUUUUAAAAGCUGCCUUGGAGAACAAAAUGCCAGUGAUUGAAAAGUAUUUAGCAGACAAAGGAGACCCAGAUGCUUGUGAUGAGUACAGGCGUACAGCCUUGCACAGGGCAUGCUCACAAGGACAUCUGGAAAUUGUGGAAAAGUUAGUAGCAGCUGGGGCUCAACUUGAAUUCCAAGAUAUGCUCGAAUCAACGGCUAUUCAUUGGACGUGUCGAGGUGGAAAUGUAGAAGUCCUGAAAUUCCUCUUAAACAAAGGGAUAAACCGAAAUGCCAAAGACAAGUUGCUCAGUAGUCCUUUGCAUGUGGCAGUAAGGACAGGCCAGUAUGAAUGUGGAGAACAUCUCAUUGCAUGUGAAGCAGAUCUGAAUGCCAAAGACAGAGAAGGUGAUGCUCCAAUGCAUGAUGCAGUGAGAUUAAAUCGAUAUAAAAUGAUUCGACUCCUGAUUCUCUAUGGGGCUAACCUGAAUGUAAAGAACAUUGAAGGGAAAACUCCGAUGGAUCUUGUUCUACAGUGGCAAAAUGGCACCAAGGAAAUCUUCAACAACCUGAAGGAGAAUGCUUAUAAGAAUUCUCCCAUAGACACGUUCUGAAAAACAGAACCAGAUUGAAAGCUUCAGGGAAUGAUUGCUUCUUUAUAGAUGGCACCGUUAUCAGAGUGAAGAACAAUGUGAAGAACAGUUCCUGGAUACGUGAUGCCAUCUUUGCCUCAUCGAGCUCGUGUUUUUGCCUUUGGAAUAAGUCUGAGGACAAAAGGUUCAAAGGCAUGGCUUGAAUGUUACAAUUCCACUGGUUUCAAGGUUUCCUUUUUUUAAAUUAAUUCCUAUUUAUAUCUUGUAUUCCAUUAUUCCCUUUUUCUUGGAUGACGUUUCUUUGGCUGUUGUUUCUCUGGUGAUCUUUCAAAACGUCCUGUUGAUACUAGAGUUGUAGAAGGUUGCUGAAGUGAUAAUCAGCCAAAAGCAUUUACACAAGACAAGCACGUUUCUGAAUGUAUUAGCAGCUUCACAAGCUUCUCUCCUCCCAACUUAACCCCAACAUAAUUAAUUUUUAGGUGUCACACAAAAUUUUUGCUGAAUUGUUAUUAUCAGAGUAAACUGUUAAAGCCAAAGAAUGGGGGCUGGGGAACAGAGGUAUGGAAAGCAACGACAUUAGAAAGGAACAGCGGAAGUAGAAUGAAAAAAGGAACAGAUCUGGUUUAUUUUAAAGUUUAUUAAGAAGAGUAGACCAGUUUUACUCAAAAUAGUCGACAAUGAACUACAAAGUUCAAAGCGGAAUGUUACAUAAAGGAAGGUGUUGAAGUGAAGUAGAAGAAAAUGCAAUUAUUUUUACAUGCUAGGUAAUGGAAGAAAAGUUAUGUAUAUUUGUAGGGCUUUUUAUGUACAUUUUGUAUUAAAUUCCCUUUAAGAUUUCAAAUAAGAGAAUGGUUUGUUCUGCCUGAAUACUUUAUUUGUCUGAAGAUUGUUAUGUUCCAUCAGCUAACAAAAAAAUGCUUGCCAAUUCUCAGAUAAGUGUUAGAGGUUAUAAAUAAACUAUGAAAAAACUUUACCUUCUCAAAUCAGAUGGCCAACAGUUAAAAUUGUUGACACUGACUAGAUCAAUAUUUUGCACCAAACUAUGAUACCAUUUGUUUAGCUCUGGCUUAGUAGUUGAGGUAAAUUGUGGUACUAUACCAUCAUUACUGGCUUAAGAACAUGAACAAAGCCAAUGGUCAUACAUUCAUAAAGUUUAAGUAAACCAUUGCUAGCCACCAUGAGAGGCUACUAAAUACUGCAGAGUGUAAUUAUGAGUGGUAAAAACCCACAGCAGUUUUGAAUGGGUGCUGAAUGAAAGCAGGGUGAAUACAAGAUGAGUGACCAGUAACCAGUGUGAAAGCAGCAUGUUGAGAUGGUUUGGCCAUAUAGAAAGAAUGAAUUGCAUUUGAAUGAAUGUGUAAGUUGAGGUGAAGACCAAUAAAAGGAGCCAUGGCAGCAGGUUAGAAUGCUGUAUUACAGGCUAAUUCUGCCGACUGCAAGCAGUUCAAUUCUAACUGGCUCCAGGUUGACUCAGCCUUCCAUCCUUCUGAGGUCGGUAAAAUGAGGACCCAGAUUGUUGGGGGCAAUAUGCUAUCUCUGUAAACUGCUUGGAGAGCUGUAAAGCACUGUGAAGCAGUAUAUAAGUCUAAGUGCCAUUGCCAAAAAUUGCAGCUAUACAAACUUGGAUGAGAUCCUCAAAAGGAGAGUAAAAGCAAUGUAUGAUGGUGCAGGGGAAAAUGGUUUGCAAUUGCAGAAACAUACAGAGGGAUAUAGUUAAUGGUGUUGGUAUAAACUAGAGUUAAACUUCCUUUACUUUUAUCUCUUGUUGUUUCUUUGGCCAUUUCUAAUUCUUCAGCAUUUUAUGUGACAUAGCUUAUCCCAAAAGAAAAUAGCACAAAUGCGUCAUUGCAUGGACACAGAAACAAUAAAGCCCCAAUUCAAAUUUUAUGGAACAACUUCCAACACUUACCUGAAAUGUUUCAAAAGCAUAUUGCAAGCCCCUUGACCAACAUCGCAAUUACUACUGAGAUUGCUGGUUUGAGGGCUAGAGCCACCCAAUGGCCUCAAUAUUGGCAUACCUGGAUCCUGAACCACUGCUCCAUGCUUUCCACAAAGUUACAUAUGACAACAGCACAAUCUUUGUGCUAUAGAUUACCUGUGGGUGUUCUGAUCAGACAGAGAGCAAAGUUGAAGGAGCAAUAUAGAGCAGAGAGGCUGCAGGAGAUAACAGUAGUGGGACACUGAACCUUCCAUCCCCAGCUUUGGUUUCCUGAUAUGCUGGAUAUCUGAGUAUCUUCCUUCUACCCAACAUUCUUUGAACAGAACCAUCUUUUAACUCCCACCUGAGAUCUAUUGUAUAUACCGCAUCCUUGAACCAAAAACUGUUACUGCGAUAUCUACUUAAGAUUCUUCAUUUACUGUAAUCCUUUAGCUUCUAGAACAGUUUUAUUAUCAUCUUACGAGGAAGUGAUAAAGCCAUUAGAAAGGUAAUUGGAAAUGGAAAGGCUGAAUUAUAUAUAACAUUCGUAAAAUAAGAUGGAAAUAGGCAAACAAGUCUUACAAACAUGUACUAUAUUACAUGUUUAUUGCCUCUUUUCAGGUAAAUACACAUUGUCUCUGACGUCACCUCAUUUUGUCUCAUACUACAGUUGGCAAGUUUAUAUAAAAGGAGAUUUAUAUUGCUGCCUAUUCGCACAUGGUGACUCAAGGUGGCUUACAAAUAUACAAAAACAUCGUAUAAAAAACAACAAAUAAUAAAAGAGGGAAUACAAUAAAUACAAUAAUAAAAUAAACCCCCCACCCUC